GCCCAGGACCCUUCCUGGCCGAGAAGCCUGCGCCAAGGUUAUGUCGGGCGGCCGCGGCACGGUGCUCAGCUCCACUGCGGACGCCGCCGCUGGGCCCCGACCGCCCGGGAGGCGUCUGGGGCUCGCCCCGGAGCCUCCUCCCUGGAGCCGCGCCCUGCACCCGGCCUUGCCCGGCCCUAGCAGGGAAGCCAAGGCCUGUGGGGCGCAGGGACCCCGGCUCUGCGGGCGCCUGCACCUUCCCGCCCGGGCCGGAUUCUGGGAAGCCUCGCGCGGCUCCUCCGCAGCUGCCGCCCGCCCGGAGCGCCUGGGCCCUCCUAGGGGACCCCACUUCUCUCACACCGCGUUGGGUUCCCGGGGCCUACUGCGAGGCCUCUAACUCGGGGAGAGACCCUGGAGCGGGGUGUGGGAGAACGGUUUGCAGGAAGGGCUCCGAGCACUCCGAAAUUAUAAACCGUGGUCCCAAAGAGGCGUGCGGUGUCUGCAUUUUCCUGGGAGUGCGCAGUUUACACUACAUUCUGUAAAGCCGUGCUGCUGUCCACUAGAAAUACUGUGCGAUACACAUGUACAAGUUUUGUCGCUUAAAAAGAAUUUGAAAAAAAACUUGAUGAACAUGGCAUAGAUGCAAGAAAAACACCGUUAUUAUAGAAUACGCAUUCGUGGAAUGCAUUGAAGGGUUGUUAACAAGAUGGGUAGGCAGGAAAUAUCGCAGACCUAGAAUGAAUUGCAGCUACUUACUGUGGAACUGAGGAGCUAAGGUUUCUUAUUAUUAAACUCCCUGAUAGAAGACGACUUCUGAUAAAAUUUUUCUUUUUGCCUCAACAAAAUCAAGUGUGUGGUGAAGACAAACAGUUGGGGUGAUGUGUACCAAAGUAAGGAAAGUGUUGACCACACACUAGGGGCUGGCUAGUGUUAGAUUCCCUUGUUCUUCCCUCUGUCAGAAACAGAUCUAAUUUAGGUUUAUAUAAAGACAAAGUAUCAAGGUAAGGUGACUUACAGUUGGUAGUACUAACAGUUUUUGAACUAAGAUUUGCAUUAUUAAUGCAUAAAAACAAAACAUCAAUAAAUAACAAAAAGCUUGGAAUUCAGACAACAGAUCCAAGUCUGGGCUUUAUCUCAAGCUAGUGUUUUGGUGUUGAAACAAAUGUUAUUUGGUCUUUCUAACCCCGUUUCCUUAUCUAAAAUUGGGGAUGAUGAUAAAUUCACUGAUAUUAAGUGCUAAAUGAGAUUCUUGAGGAGUCAGAAUGGUUCUAACAUAUGUAGGUAUUAUUGGCAGUCAUAUUGCAGCAUAAGAAAAUGCCAUCUGCUGGAUGAGGGACAAUAAAAGUUACCUACAUGAUCAUCGUUUAAAAGCUACCAGAUAUAGGAAGAAGGGGCCGUAAAAUGAUAACGCUAUGAUGAUUAAUUUUGAUGCUUAGGUCAGAGUCCAUUCUAGGACAUCUCCUGCCCAAAAAGAGCAGAGACUCAUUUCUUUGGAAUCACAGGACAGUGAGAGGACAGAAAAAGAAAAAUACUUAAGUCACAUAUGUGAUUUCUAAAAGUAAAAGGAAACAGAUGAAAUGAGUGAUAUAUUUUUAAAUCCAGGAUAUCCCAAAUAUGGUUAUUUUAGCAUGUAAUCAAUAUAAAAUAAUAAGAGAUUUUACAUUCUUUUUUUCUAGUCUUUGAAAUUUGGUGCGUAUUUUACACUUACGGCACAUCUCAGUUCGGACUAUCCACAUUUCAAGUGCUCAGUGGCUGCAUGUGCCUGGUGGCUACCAUGUUGGACAGCACAGGCACCAUGACUCCUGUGAGGACGCAGCACUCCCUGGCGGGUCAGACCUAUGCCGUGCCCCUCAUCCAGCCUGACCUGCGGCGAGAGGAGGCCGUCCAGCAGAUGGCGGAUGCCCUGCAGUACCUGCAGAAGGUCUCUGGAGACAUCUUCAGCAGGAUCUCCCAGCGGGUAGAGCAGAGCCGGAGCCAGGUGCAGGCCAUUGGAGAGAAGGUCUCCUUGGCCCAGGCCAAGAUUGAGAAGAUCAAGGGCAGCAAGAAGGCCAUCAAGGUGUUCUCCAGUGCCAAGUACCCUGCUCCAGAGCGCCUGCAGGAAUAUGGCUCCAUCUUCACAGGCGCCCAGGACCCUGGCCUGCAGAGACGCCCCCGCCACAGGAUCCAGAGCAAGCACCGCCCUCUGGACGAGCAGGCCCUGCAGGAGAAGCUGAAGUACUUUCCUGUGUGUGUGAGCGCCAAGCCGGAGCCUGAGGAUGACGCAGAAGAGGGACUUGGGGGUCUUCCCAGCAACAUCAGCUCUGUCAGCUCCUUGCUGCUCUUCAACACCACCGAGAACCUGUACAAGAAGUAUGUCUUCCUGGACCCCCUGGCUGGUGCUGUAACAAAGACCCAUGUGAUGCUGGGGGCAGAGACAGAGGAGAAGCUGUUUGAUGCCCCCUUGUCCAUCAGCAAGAGAGAGCAGCUGGAACAGCAGGUCCCAGAGAACUACUUCUAUGUGCCAGACCUGGGCCAGGUGCCUGAGAUUGAUGUGCCAUCCUACCUGCCUGACCUGCCCGGCAUUGCCAACGACCUCAUGUACAGUGCCGACCUGGGCCCCGGCAUUGCCCCCUCUGCCCCUGGCACCAUUCCAGAACUGCCCACCUUCCACACUGAGGUAGCUGAGCCUCUCAAGACAGACCUAGAAGAUGGGGUACUAGCAGCACCCCCACCACCUCCACCGCCCCCACCACCUCCCCCAGCUCCUGAGGUGCUGGCCAGUGCACCCCCGCUCCCACCCUCGACCGCGGCCCCUGUAGGCCAAGGCGCCAGGCAGGACAACAGCAGCAGCGCGUCUCCUUCAGCUCCAGUCCAGGGAGCUCCCAAGGAAGUGGUCGACCCCUCUGGUGGCCGAGCCACUCUGCUAGAGUCCAUCCGCCAAGCUGGGGGCAUCGGCAAGGCCAAACUGCGCAGCGUGAAGGAGCGAAAGCUGGAGAAGAAGAAGCAGAAGGAGCAGGAGCAAGUGAGAGCCACGAGCCAAGGUGGGGACCUGAUGUCGGAUCUCUUCAACAAGCUGGUCAUGAGGCGCAAGGGCAUCUCUGGGAAAGGACCCGGGGCUGGUGAGGGGCCCGGAGGAGCCUUUGCCCGCGUGUCAGACUCCAUCCCUCCUCUGCCACCACCGCAGCAGCCACAGGCAGAGGAGGACGAGGACGACUGGGAAUCCUAGGGGGCUCCAUGACACCUUCCUCCCCCAGACCCAGACUUGGGCUGUUGCUCUGACAUGGACAUAGCCAGGAUAAGCCGCUCAGACCUGCUUCCCUGGGAGCGGGUGGUGAUGGAACCAGCACCCAGCACUGUGCGGAGACCACCUGCAAGGAGCGGAAGGCUGGCCUGAGGCCACACGGCUGGGGCAGGGGCUUCUGUCUGCCUGUGCUCCACGGGGGGCGGCUCCACCCAGCCUGCACCAGUGUGUUCUCUUCUCUAAAGAGGCUUCCAGAGAAAGCAGCACACAAAUCAAUAAGGAGCUGAGCAGAAACCAACAGUGUGCUUUUAAUAAAGGACCUCUAGCUGUGCAGGA
This is a messenger RNA of Piliocolobus tephrosceles (Ugandan red Colobus), 3535 nucleotides long. It is a transcript of the gene WASHC1, whose product is annotated as WASH complex subunit 1. NCBI's taxonomy places the organism in Eukaryota, Metazoa, Chordata, Mammalia, Primates, Cercopithecidae. Gene Ontology annotation, biological process: endocytic recycling; retrograde transport, endosome to Golgi; Arp2/3 complex-mediated actin nucleation. Bases 1736 to 3184 code for a protein of 482 amino acids. Gene Ontology annotation, molecular function: alpha-tubulin binding; actin binding; gamma-tubulin binding. Gene Ontology annotation, cellular component: recycling endosome; WASH complex; early endosome. The transcript has 11 exons. The record is from RefSeq and is a predicted model, not a curated record.